CGAUGCAGUUCUGGAAGGUAAGAAAACUAUUACUCCCAUAACUUCAAAACUUUUUCUAGAGGCCAUAUGCGAACAGUCACCGGCAGUAACUACCAUCUCGUCUUUAGUGUCCAACCCACGUGGUCUUGCGGCUUUACUGUUAGCAUUUAGCAGUGAUACUUCAAUUGAUUUUCUCAAUGGAAAGCUUACCAUGUUUUUGGAGCACAUCAAAGCACCAGAUUUGCAGACUAUUCAAGAUGGUAAAGCGGUUCAGGAGAUCAUUGCAAAGCUGAUGGAAGCCCCUCUAACGUGGAAAAGUCUCGUGAAAGCGGCACACGAUCGGGCUUUGAACGAACGUGCUCUUGGCGUAUUUGCAUGGCUUCUUGUGCAGUUGCUAUCGUUGCCGAGUAAGGACGCCACUCAGUACUUGACCGUUGCUCAGGAUCCCUUCAUUCAGAAAGUUCUUCUCGAGUCUUCAUCGUACGAUAUCAAGAGCCAAGGAGAACUAAUCAAGCAAAUCGCCGAUAAAAUAGCUGGGAGCUCAGGCUCGGAGGAGCUAGUUCUGGGGAUUACACAACGUGACCCUGGUGGACGACAUGACAAUGAUUUUCCUGAGAUUCACAGGAUCUCCAUCUAUCCGACCCCCGAUGAGCUGAAAGCAACGGCUAGAUACUUGCCCAGGCCUUGCGAUGCCGAAGACAGAGCUCAGGAAUCGGAUGCUCUUGCUAGUCACAUUGACUGUCAAUUCCGUCUGCUCCGUGAGGAUAUGCUUUGCGAAUUGCGUGAGGACCUUGCAGCGGUUACGCAGCUCAAAAAUAGAGGCAGAAAACCCUUGGAGAUCUUGAACCUCGAGUUAGAAGGUGUGUAUUGCGACCGACGCUUACCCUGGUCCGUGCAACUUCAUUGCACAAAAGGCUUGCCGCAAUUACGUGGUUUGAGAUCUAAUCAACGAAAGAAUUAUUUUAAAAGUAAACAAAAUUUUUUAAGGACUGGUACUUUUGUUUGCCUUUGCGUUGGCCAUGAGUUUGUUACUCUCGGCACUCUAUUUCGAGAUGAGGAACUUCUGAUGGAAUCUGUUUUGUGCGUGCAGCUUCCCGCCAAGAAUUUAAAAUCGGUGUUGGUGCAACUCAAAGAUGCUCGUUCAAACAUACGCCUUGUACUGAUCAAUAGCGCCAUUUUCGCUUAUGAACCAGUUUUAAAGCAGCUGCAAAAUAUAACAGUACUCUCUCUUAGCCAAGAGAUUAUAUCGUGGCGAGUUGGAACUGCUAUCUUGCCCCCAGAAUACAGCUUAGGCUCUUUAAGUACACGAUUAAAGCGGCGAUCAGAAAGCCUUGAGUGCAAUGAUAAUUCGGCUAACCCAUUACCUUCUAUCAGACUGAGAGGGUCAAAUGUUUCUCUCGAUGAGGCUCAAACUAAAUGUUUCCUCGCAGCCCUCCUGCAGAAAGUGGCCCUAAUCCAGGGACCUCCGGGAACCGGUAAGUCCUUCAUAGGAGCACUUAUUGGUAAAACCAUAUACCAAUACAGCACGGAGACAAUACUUGUUGUUUGUUAUACCCACCAUGCUUUGGAUGAUUUUGUAAAAGAUCUCUUGCAGCUCGGAAUUCCGAAAUGUGAUAUUGUUCGUUUAGGCUCAAGUCAAAAGGCAACCCCCAUCACUAAACCCCUGGCUCUGCGAGAACAGAAAGCUUUCCUCUCUCAUUCGCAGAGGGAUUUGGUUCGUGACCUGAAAUGCCUUCUCGCAAAUAAAGAAAAGUCUCUUGAAAUUGCUUUCAACCAAUUCGCUGCUUUCAGAUUUUCCUAUCAAGAUGUCCUCCAUUUCUUGAAAUGGGAGGAGGAAUAUCUCAAAUUCUACAAUGCCUUUAAGGUUUCUGAGGAAGAAGAUGGCAUGAUUCGAGUAGCGGAAGGUGGGAACACAGUACAAUAUGACUACUUGUUACACCGUUGGAUCCGUGGCAUGGAUGCGGGUAUUUACAGAUAUAGUGUCGUAGAUAAAUACCGAGCUAUUUGGGAUAUGAGUAUUGAGCUUCGAAGGAAAACAUGGCAACAGUGGAAUUAUGAGAUGUCAAAAGAAAGGGCAGCUCUAGUAAGGGACGCAGGGAACUCAUACAAUCACAUAAUCAAAGAUUUAGAUUAUUUAUUUUUGCAGAGAGAUCUCUCGGUCAUGCGUUCAAAGCGAAUCAUCGCCUGUACUACCACGGCUGCCGCCAAAUACAGUGAAGCUCUCAGUCGCAUCUCAGCUGGGGUCGUAUUAGUUGAGGAAGCAGGAGAAAUCCUUGAAAGUCACGUGUUGACAGCCCUUGGUCCAAGUACGAAGCAUUUAAUUUUAAUCGGCGAUCAUAAACAACUACGACCAAGGGUUAGUUACGAACUGAGUGUAGAGAAAGGUACAGGGUAUGAUUUGAACCGUUCUCUAUUCGAAAGGCUUAUUCUUAAAGGCUUCCCGCACCACACGCUCUUCACCCAACACAGGAUGAGACCUGAGAUCUCUUCUUUGAUCCGGAAAAUGACGUACUCGGAACUAAAAGACGCUGAUAAUACCUUAAACAGGCCGAACCUCCGCGGUUUCUUGGACAACAUAAUAUUCGUGAACCACAAAGAACCCGAAACCGAGCUCUCAGUCGCUCGUGAGUUUGGAGACUCGAAAGCCGCUACUUCGAAGCAAAAUCGGUUCGAGGCACAUAUGACCCUAAAAUGUGUCCGUUACCUCGGUCAGCAAGGGUACACAACCGAAGAUAUUGUUGUUUUGACACCGUACCUUGGUCAACUGCGUCUGUUGCUCGACGAGUUGAGUGUCGACCAUUCCCUUCAGUUGAAUGACCUCGAUGCGUAUGACCUAGCUCGUGCGGGUUUAACGAGAGAACGAGAGGAUACCGAAGACGCCGAAAAGCCUCGUCUCCGAGUGUCCACGAUCGAUAACUUCCAAGGAGAAGAGGCGAAUAUCGUCGUCGCAUCCUUGACCAGAAGCAAUGCGACUGGUGAUGUCGGUUUCAUGAGUGCCCCAGAGCGUCUCAAUGUUCUUGUUUCGCGUGCUCGUAAUGCACUUAUCCUAAUCGGUAAUGCCGAACACUUCAUGGGCUCUCGCAAAGGUAGUGAUCUUUGGACACGAUUCAUCGGGUUGCUAAAAGAUGGCAUGCAUGUAUACAAUGGAUUUCCAAUCCGUUGCGAGCGACAUCCCGACCGUACUAGCAUCAUACAGAAACCGGCCGACUUUGACACUGAAUCCCCAGCUGGGGGCUGUAAAGAGCCUUGCGGGAAGAUGUUGCAUUGCGGUGAUCACAAGUGUCCAUCCACCUGUCACUCGUCGUCUGAUCAUAGAAAGUUGAAAUGUAAGGUUCUUAUUCAAGCCGAGUGCAUCGAAGGACACGCCUAUACGGCCGAAUGUCACGAAACAAGAAUGAGUGAUGAAUUUCGUAGAACAUUCGGCUUUGAAGGAAACUGUCCCAUGUGCAAAUCGGAAGAUAAAGCGACACGUGAAGAGGCCAGGCGAAAGCAUGACACCAAGGAAGAGAAAGAAAAACAUUCUUUAAAGAUGGUCGAACUCGAUAGAGAAAUCGAACAAAUAAUGAAAAAUUCAUUAAAGACAAUUAAACUUGAACUUGAUAGGAACAUUGAACCCACCGAAAACCUAUUAUCAACUUGUGACAAGGCUGGAGAGGAAGAUGAAGUGACCGCCUUAGAUUCGAACAAUAAAACAUAGCUCCGCAAAACUGAGCGAGGAAACCUUGGCUUCCAACGGAGGCAGAGUUCAAAGGAAGAUGCAGAAUUUCUUAAGAAAUCUUCCGAUUAAAUUUCAUAGAAUUCGUAAGUUAUUUUGGAAAAUGGGACAGAUCGAUCUCGUGGAAUUUGUCCUAAGUCCAAAAUCCAUUCUCCCCCUCCCCUUAAUUCCGUUAAAACUUAAAAAUCCUGAACUUUUGCUUCAGCGUAGUAGACAUCGUAAAUAUAUCUUGAAUUGACUGUUUCUAAUAUUUUCUUCAUAUUGACGCAUAUUUUAAAUUAUACAUUUUAACUUUUACUAAAGUUUUACUGAAAACAGACUUUUUUGAGUAAUGAAUUUAAAUAUUAAAGUAUUUGAAAUUUAUGAUCUCUGAAUUGUUUACGACCGACACUUAUCAAAAUUUUGGAAUACUACACUGCGAAAAGUGCGUUUAAAUUAUGUCCUUUCCGCUUGAAUUCAAGUUUUAUCCGCUUAACAUUCAACGCAAACUAAGCUAGCAUAUUCAUAAUGUAUAUAUGUAUAUUAAUGGCCCUAAGUAUUUCGAUGGUGAAAGCGGAAAACAUGUCUCUCAAUCGCAGCGUUCCAUAUUAUCCAGUGGCGUGGCGUGAAUUGCGAUGUAUCGAUUGAUAUGCCUUUAAACCCGUGGUAAAGAAUCGAUUAUUAAGGUGUUCGCUGCGAACAUCCUAUUAAUCGAUCUUUCCUACAGGUUUAAACGGCAUAACAAUCGAUUUUUCGCAAUUCACGCCACGCCACUGAUAUUAUCAUGUUUUGCGUUAUUUUUCAAAAAAUAUCGAAUGAGUGUAAUCGUUGAAAUUCUCCCAGACUUUUCGACGUAAAUGAAGGAAAAGUAAAUGCCCCAAGAUGUUACGUUCGAUGUAGCAUUUCUUGCAGAAAAAAUAUACUAAACAAUGAAAAUAUGUAAAAACGUGACAAAAAUAUGCAACAUCGCUAUAAGCGUGGUGCGCGUCUUUCGAUUUUCACCACCGACCUGCAAUGCAGCUUCAGCUAUAAGUAAGUGCAUCUUUUUGAUAGUCAAUUACAAACAAUGAUAUCAGCCAAUUUUAAUUGUUGGCUGAAUAGGUAUUCCAUUCCCACCUUUUUGCAAUCUUAUGUCACUUACCUCACGACUCCCAGCAGUCAGGUUAUUUGAAACCUUGAAUUUUAAGUGUCCUACUGGAAGUAUUAAUGUGUUUUCAGUUUUAAGAACUAAAGGAUUCAAAGCAUUCCUUUACGUUUCUCUAACUUUCUUUUAGAAUUAGCAGGACUUAUUUUUCAUCAUUCAUCUUUUUUUCUUCUUUUUUUUUAUUCCUUCCCUUUCAUUUGUUACUUGCUGCUUGCUGUUUCUUGCAAACACCAAUUUUGUCCUCAAAAUGGUUUUAUGUAUCGUAACGCUACAGUAUUUAAUUGUUAUCAAGUAAUUUUUAAAUAUAUUUAAACUUUUAAUUUUUUCAAAAUAAACAAUAAAAGACUAAUUAA
This is a messenger RNA of Bemisia tabaci, 5170 nucleotides long. Its product is annotated as NFX1-type zinc finger-containing protein 1-like. Gene Ontology annotation, biological process: regulatory ncRNA-mediated heterochromatin formation. Gene Ontology annotation, cellular component: nuclear RNA-directed RNA polymerase complex. NCBI's taxonomy places the organism in Eukaryota, Metazoa, Arthropoda, Insecta, Hemiptera, Aleyrodidae. Gene Ontology annotation, molecular function: helicase activity. The record is from RefSeq and is a predicted model, not a curated record.